Molecule: messenger RNA, 3133 nt
Organism: Hyaloscypha bicolor E
Lineage: Eukaryota; Fungi; Ascomycota; Leotiomycetes; Helotiales; Hyaloscyphaceae
Exons: 4
Coding region: 12-2972 (986 amino acids)
Biological process (GO): protein stabilization; telomere maintenance via telomerase
Cellular component (GO): cytosol
Molecular function (GO): Hsp90 protein binding; telomeric repeat DNA binding
Source: RefSeq, a predicted model, not a curated record
CUCAUGUAGCCAUGGACGGGCUGUUCACUCCCGUGAGUACCUCUUACAAAUCUUCUGAUCAGCCGGUUGAGGAUGCUUUGACUCUAGUUGAAAGUGCCAAGUCAAAGGCUCCCAGUCCCUCUUUUCAGUUUGCUUCCACCCCAGCAGAAGCAUUGGAGCUGUUGAGGAGUGAACCUGACCAUGACACUUUGGUGUCCACCCUACGGUUCCUUGCCAACUAUCCAGACUUUAGCAUCCAGUCACCAAGUCCUUUAGCUUCACAGUUGGUCCAUGUUUUGGUGUCCGAAAUAGUCCCAAAUUACUGGGAUGUCCUUCAAGCUGGAAAAAAUUACAGACCAGCCAAACAAGGAUCUUCAAGCAAACUAUCUGGAUUUGAGUUGGUACUGUCGUGCUUGCGGAGCGUUUCGGGCAUAAAUUCUGUGUUAUUGAGCCUAAAACGGCACAUUCAGCAAUCAAAAGAGAGCAAGCAGUCUGUGGGAGGACCGAAUUUUGAAGAGCUGUUGAGAAUCUUUCUCCUAUUACUGCAAGCACUUCUCGAGGGUCCCCAGACUGUUGAGAUUAUAUGGAAAAGUAUCUAUGAAGCAUCUGAUCCUCCAUCAAAGCAGAAGACGGUAUGGAAUGAGUUUCUGAGCCUUGUAGGAAGCGGAAAGAUAAUUGGCAUUGCCGCCGAAGCAGAGGAUGUCAUCAAUGAACUCAGUAAAAAAGUCGGCGAGAAACAUUGGGUUGCGGAUGGUGGUUUAUUCAGCCAUUGGCUGGCUCGCAACCUGACAUUUUGGAUCAAAAUGUUGUCAGCAGAUUCCGAGACUUUUUUAAAGCACUGUGGAGAGCUGCUCAGCAAGGCUUUCCGCCUUGGCUAUACUGAAAAUAUUGUCAAGGAGCUAUUGGCCUCCCUCCCGCUCGACAGACAGGAGUAUUCUACUCGUUUAACUGGACUUCUGAAUGUUAUUCCAACCUUCGAAUACCGCAAAUUUCUCUAUACGGUUCUCAAGGUCGCCCCUGGACUGUAUUUAUCCACUUCAGUCACAACUGAAGAUGACUCUCAAUGGUGGCAGUCUGACACAAAAGUGGUCUCUUCAGUAGCAUCACUAAUCAGCCAAAUAGUGGGCGGUAAUAUGCCACAUCACAAAGAGCACUUGGUAUCUUGGCUUACUAGCUCUUCGGGAGCUGGCCUUGGAGAUGGUAUUGCUAUUCGACGGGCAGUAGUUGUUGUAUUAUCCAUGGAAAAGACGGACAUUGAGACAGUCCUGGACAAGAGCCUCCAGCAGUUUGGCGAUCAGUUGUAUAUUAAACAUACUCCCACAAUACAGCAAGAUGUUCACACACAAGUCCUACUCCUUGCUGCUGGCUACGUCCACCGAAUAUCCCAUCUUCAUUUAUCAAUGAUGAUGAGAUCAGGAGCAUACCUCAAUGCUAUCUCAAACAGAUUGGCUGCAUCAUCACCUCGUGCUCGCUUUUUGGGCAUGGUGGUAGGAGAAGCUCUGUCAGGACUUGUGGACAAAGGGGACAAGAGGAUGGAUUUCAAAGUGGACGAAAUGAGUACCGCUGAGGCUAGGUGGUUCAAGAGCCUGGUGAACGUUUCUGAUACUAUUGGAUCACUUGAUCCUCUCAAGUCGGGCAGAGCGGCAAAUCUCGCCAAGCAUACGAAACCUCGAUCUUCGAAAGCAGCAACGAAGCCUCAAGCUCCGUCAACAGGAUCCAAAAUCAUCUCUAUCGAGGAGAUCGAGACGGACGAAGAAGAGUCAGAUGAUGAUGGCUUGACUCCCUAUGCAAAGCCGGAUUCUGAUGCAGAAGAUUCGGAUGAAGAUCCCACCCUCAUCACCAGAAAUAAACACACCUCUCCCGUCUACAUCAGAGACUUGAUCUCCUACUUGAGAGAUACCGAGAACUACGACCGCCAAAAGCUAGGCCUAGAAACAGCAGCACCCCUCAUCCGACGUAAAACAACCUUCGGAACAGAAGUCACCGAUCACGCAGAAGAGCUGGCAACACUCCUCGUCGGUCUGCAAGACAAAUACGAGAUCGACAACUUCCAAGACAUGCGUCUGCAAGGCAUGAUUGCUAUACUAAUCGCGUCACCCCUAAAAAUGGGCCAAUGGUUCUCGAAAACAUUCUUCGACGGCGACUUCUCCAUCUCUCAACGAGCCUCCGUACUUACUACCCUUGGUCUCGGGGCCCGCGAACUCGGCGGCUUCGGCGCCGAAGACAGCACUCUCACAAUUACCAAGCCUCUUCCCUGUUCCUUCCCAUCAAAGACUCUUCCCUCGAGCCUGCACAACUACUACAGCGGCACCAAACCCAAAGAAACAGCCGUCGACGCCCUCUCAACCCAGCUCCAAAACAAAAUGAUCGCGCCCCUCGCCACCGAAUUAGCAGACAAGCUCACCGGGCCCUCCAUCCUCAAAAUCCGUACCUUCAGUUCCCGCAUGGCCGUAGAACAGAAGCGCAAAAAGCCCAUCGCAAAUUCUCUCGCUAAAGUAGUUUCCGAUGGCUUCUUCUUCCCCUUAACCGGGCGCUUCUUCAUGCAUCUGAAAGCCUACGGCUCGUCACAUCACAAUGUGGUGUUCCAACCUUACCUCCUUGCGCUUUUUAUUAAGACCUUGUCUCUACUGCUUCAUGCUUCAGGACCCUCUACAAUGAGUUUGCCGCAGAUGACUUCCGAGUUCUGGGACUUACUGCUUAGCUUAAGAACGCAAAGUAUCGGCGACAUCACGGUAAUCGAGGCGCUCCUCUUCGGAUUCAUGACGAUACUCGAGAUCAACGAGGAUAAAAGACCAGUAGUUGAAGCGCACGGACGCCAAAUGCUUGAGACGCAGGAGUGGGUAGAGGGUGUGUUUGGGCGGGUUGGGGGCGGAGGAAGUGAGGAGGAUGAGAGGGUGAGGAUGCUUGCGGCAGGCGUGCUGGUUAGGGUUAGGGAGAGUGUGGAGAAGUACCAGGCGCUACUUAUGGGAGAUUUGGCGAGUUUUCAGGGGUGAUUGGGGUGCUGAUAGAGGUGUAGCACAGGAGAUAAAGCUCCCUGGCAUGAGUGUCACUAGAAGACGAUGCCUGCAGCUAAACGAAAUAAAGCAACUUGGCGUAUUAUAGAGGGCUCACUUGUUCUCAAGGUCCAAUGCCAACGUUGGACCUUUCAAAUACC